Messenger RNA from Daldinia caldariorum, 258 nucleotides. RefSeq lists its product as uncharacterized. NCBI's taxonomy places the organism in Eukaryota, Fungi, Ascomycota, Sordariomycetes, Xylariales, Hypoxylaceae. The transcript has 2 exons. The record is from RefSeq and is a predicted model, not a curated record. The coding region runs from base 1 to 258 and encodes 85 amino acids.
AUGUCUCAGAGCCUUCAACAGCUCUCGAAGUCGGCGCUGUCACCCAGGGGACCCCAGGCUGUGAACGUACUCAGGGUGCAUCCAGAGCAGGUGUUUGACUGUGCGACCAGACACAUCGACUUGGAUUCCAUGGCAGUCUCCAAACAGAUAACAUACAAGAUCGUCACAGCGAAGAGCAACGCUUCUAUCCCCCAAAAGGUCAUUGAGUCCGAUCCCUGCAAGGAAUACCGCCUGACCCCUGACCAGUUUGAUCUAUAG